Messenger RNA from Cyprinodon variegatus (sheepshead minnow), 2178 nucleotides. RefSeq names its product pleckstrin homology domain containing J1 (gene plekhj1). The record is from RefSeq and is a predicted model, not a curated record. The transcript is spliced from 6 exons. Gene Ontology annotation, biological process: receptor recycling; retrograde transport, endosome to Golgi; endosome organization. Gene Ontology annotation, cellular component: trans-Golgi network; early endosome; recycling endosome. Lineage: Eukaryota; Metazoa; Chordata; Actinopteri; Cyprinodontiformes; Cyprinodontidae. Bases 232 to 708 code for a protein of 158 amino acids.
GGUGUGUAGCUACCUUAAAGGGGCGGUGUGCCAACAGUAGACAACCACUCUAUAGACAUGACUCGUCCGUCACAGCGCGAGGACAUCCCUUAAGGAAGCAUCGAACUCGGCAUGAUAAAUACCGACAUCACCUCGCCAUUUUCAUCAGAUAACUUUUGUGAAAUGUUUUUAGUGAGUAAAACGGCCCACUCGUAACCAAAGAAAGCUCCUCCACCCACUUCACUGAUCGAUAUGCGUUUCAACGAGAAGGAGCUGGUCUGUUUGAGCCGCCAACCGUCAGAGAUGGCAGCUGAACUGGGAAUGCGAGGUCCCAAGAAAGGAGACGUUGUCAAGAGGAGGCUGGUGAAACUCGUAGUUAACUUUCUGUUUUACUUCCGGACUGAUGAAGAGGAGCCAGUUGGGGCUUUGCUGUUGGAACAGUGUCGUGUAGAGAGAGAGGACACUCAGAUCUUCUCUGUUGCAUUUCUAGAUGAUGCGGAGAGGAAAUAUUUGUUCGAGUGCGACUCUGAAGAGCAAUGUAAGGAGUGGAUAGACUCCAUUAUCAAAGCAAGCUACGAGUUCAUGAGGAGGAACCUUAUAUUCUAUAGAACUGAAAUCCACAGACUGACCGGAAAGGAUCCUUUGGAGCAAUAUGGAAUAUCUGAGGAAACUCGCUUCCAGGUUAACAGUGGCUCACAGCUCAUGGCCAGAGAUACAUCCUCACUGUAAACCAGGAUGCUCAGAUGAUUUUUUUUUUCAGUCACCCAUUCCAAACUUCAAUUCACCUAAAAACAACAACAACGUUUCUAUCAAUCGACUGUAUCCACUUACACUGGUUUGUAUAACUUGGCUUUAAACAUACAAGUUAUUACAGGGCCUCCUUAAAGCAACAUAAGUUAUAACUUGUAUAACUGUUGCUCUGCCGCCAUUCAUUCUAGAUAAUGUUGGUCUAUGUUACUGUUAGUUCAGGAUAUUUUAUGCAUUAGUUACUGCUGGAUUUUCAGAUCUCCUCUUUUGUUUUAAUCUGUUUGUACUUUUUUUUUAAUGAAAUAUUGUACAUGCAGAAAAUGUGAUAUUACUUUCAAGAUGGGAAUCCUGCAUUCAUUUCGUGAGCAUUUUUGUGUUUUAUUACAGUUUAUUUCAGCACAUCUGAUGUAAUGUAAAUCCAAGCAAAUUUGGAAGAAGCCUAACAAACUCUGUUCUUAAUCAUCAAUAUCUUGCUCUAUAAACUGUACUUCUAUUACUGUUUGUAGGCCCUUAAUCUGCUGGGCCAAACCAUCUUCUCUUAUUUUGAAGAGUGUUUUUUUUUUUUUUUUUUAUUAGCUGUUCUAAGUGCAUGCACUAUGCAUGCAACAUUUAAAUUUUUUAAAACUUUUUUGUUUUCCCUGCACACAUCACUGGAAAUGUAUUGUAUUAGUUUGUUUUUUUUUUUAUUAGAAUUUCAGUGAUUUACUUGAAUCUAAUCUAAGUUUUUCUGUCACUGUGAAUCAGAUUAUUUUAGCUAAGUUAUUGGACCAUUUAAAAAAGACAUGAUUCCUGACAUGGACACUUAAAUAUUAUAACACCACUUUUAAAGUUGCAGUGAAUCAUCAUUGGAAGUAUUUUUUUUAUCUUCAGUUAUGAGUUUCCACUGGGUUUUUUUUGUAUCAUACAAGUGAAUGGAUUAUCUAUGCUGUUUGUCAGGAGUCACAGCACUUGUCACUGAAUGUAUGUUCUUUUUAAACUUUUGCACAUUUAAUUUCUUUUAGAACUGCUUUACAGUAACUUGUUUCGCUGGUAUUUUUCUUUUUAGACCAAUAAAGUAAUUAAUAACAGGUUCAUGCAGCCAUUUUGAAAGAGAAAAUGUUUCACGGUUGCAGCUUUAUAGUCGUGUUCAUGCAGCCUUCUUCAGACAUCACAAUAGAUGAAAAUAGACCAACCUAAGUCACCGUAGUAACUGCUUUGGUUAAUUACUAGGGAAUUGUAAAAUUAAAUAAAUUUAUAACAAAAAAAAUAUUAAAAAUGACAACCAGUUGUUGACCUGAAAAAAAAGAAUGUAUUCAGCAAAAUAAAUAAGCUGAUAUGUGUGUUUUUAUAUUAAUCUAAGUUUUGGGCAGCACAGCCUUCUUCUGACGUCACAAACAACCAAACUGUGUGAUCUAUCACCUUGGUUUUAUUACACAGAAACCCAUAAAAUGCUCUGAUAAGACUGCCUUAUGA